Messenger RNA from Salarias fasciatus (jewelled blenny), 1473 nucleotides. Its product is annotated as alpha-1A adrenergic receptor-like. The transcript is spliced from 3 exons. The record is from RefSeq and is a predicted model, not a curated record. Gene Ontology annotation, cellular component: plasma membrane. The coding region runs from base 310 to 1473 and encodes 387 amino acids. Gene Ontology annotation, biological process: G protein-coupled receptor signaling pathway. Gene Ontology annotation, molecular function: G protein-coupled receptor activity. Lineage: Eukaryota; Metazoa; Chordata; Actinopteri; Blenniiformes; Blenniidae.
CAAUUCAAUUAACAACUGGCUUUCUAUUUUUUCCACUUAUCUCAGCUGUGAAUGUAACUGCGGAGUCUUCUAAUGAAUGUGAACAACGAGGACUCCCAGGUGACGCCCGCCGUGCCGCGGAGUGAUAAUGAAAAGGGCGGAUACUUCGGUGGAACUUGUCCAAGCCGGUUUUUUUUUUUUUCACCCCGGUGGUAUUAUUCAUUCAGCAGAGAUGCAUCGCGUCGAGAGAAAGCAGCCUUGAUGUGCGCUCGGUCAUCGGAGGGGGAAUGAAGACACGGAAUUAAACAUGCUCGCCGUUUGAACCUGGAGAUGAGACGCACGCCUACACCUGCAUGGGACUUUGAGAACGGCACCGUUUGGGAGGAAUAUGUUGACACCGCCUUUGUAGUGGCAAACAGCUUGAUUCUGUUGAUCACGUCCGUGGUGGGGAUUGCGGCGAACGUCUUCGUCGUGCUGGCGGUGUACCACCAGAAAUCCCUGCAAACCUCCAACAACGCGCUGGUGGUGAAUCUCGCCGUCGUGGAUUUCCUGCGCUGCGGCAUCGACUGCCCCAUCCUGCUCGCCAUCGUCAUGACGGUGUACCGGAGGGGCCGCGUGGACGAUUUGAUCUGCGACACGCACAUAGUCUCGUUCUCGUUCAGCUGCUGCAUCCAGCUGCUGACCCUGGCGUGCAUCAGCGCAGAGCGGCAUCAGGCCAUCGCACAACCCUUCAAAGCCAGUCAGAGAAAAACACGGAUUAUGGUGCUCAUUCCUCUCACAUGGAUCUUGGCCGUUCUCAUGGCUGUGCUCUGCCUGAUGUAUCUGAGGGACUCGCCCGUGCAUGCCCGAUGUAAAGGGCAGCAGAGAGAAAAGCUGCCUUCCUACGACAACUUUGGAUUGUUCAUGCUGUUCCCGCUGUGGGCCGCCUGCUUCGGCGUGAUCACCGGCUUCUACGCCCGAAUAUUAGCUCUCGUGAAAUCGCACAAUCGUAAAAUAUUUGACGAAGGUACUUUCCCUCUCUCGAAGAAAGACCCCGCAGAGGAGGAGCGAAAGAGAGAGGAAACCACAGUGGUGGAAAACGCAAAACAUGAGAAAAAUCGAGGGGCUUCAUUACCGCCGGUCUCCGAAACCGAGGCUGUGAAGCCACCUGUGGAGGUGGAAGGCGCCGUUUGUAUGAUGCCUUCAAAAGCCGGCAAGGAGAGAGCCAGCAAAAAGAAGGAGAGCAAAAUGGCCAAGCGGGCGGGAUACAUUAUUGUAACCUUCCUCUUGUUCUGGCUUCCUCUGAUCACAACCAUCCUGGUGAACGUUGUCAGUGACAAAAACAAGAAUGCACAGACUUUAAUCAUUCAGGACUUGGAGAUCCUGUCAGUGUCUGUUGCCUGCAUCACAUCCCUGAGUGACCCCAUUAUUUACGCUGCUGUGAACCCCCAGUUUCGGACAGAGUUUUACCGCCUGAAGAACAGACUGAGUUCCGUUUUCAGCAAGAAAUUCUAA